Molecule: messenger RNA, 3477 nt
Organism: Lethenteron reissneri (Far Eastern brook lamprey)
Lineage: Eukaryota; Metazoa; Chordata; Hyperoartia; Petromyzontiformes; Petromyzontidae
Product: hypoxia-inducible factor 1-alpha-like
Biological process (GO): cellular response to hypoxia; regulation of transcription by RNA polymerase II
Molecular function (GO): RNA polymerase II transcription regulatory region sequence-specific DNA binding; DNA-binding transcription factor activity, RNA polymerase II-specific; protein dimerization activity
Source: RefSeq, a predicted model, not a curated record
CGUUGGCUGGAUGCUAGUCAGUGCAUUCCUCGGCAGUGUUCCUGAGAUUGCUACUGAAUGCUUCUCCUCUCCACGUAUUGCCACAUCGAUGCAUGCAACGUUUCGCCAUCGGUUUAAAUUAGUUCAGCAAGCUAAAGGAGGCGGGCAAUUACUGACGAGUAGGCGCUGUAAUUAUAAACGUGCGCGUGCGUGCGUGAGUGCGUUCAAAGACACGCGCGCGCAUCAUUGACACCGUCCGUGUUGUAAUUCACUGGUGCGUUGUGGGUUAUAGAGUUGGUAACCAAGAGGGACGAUUCGCGCUGAAGGUAAUCAGAUCCGCGUAGAGCUGUAGCCACUCAGGACAUCACUGAGAGAGAGAGAUCCCCAGUGCGAGGAGAGGCGAGGAUACAUCAUAUACCAGUGAGUGAGUGUGAGUGAGUCGAGUUGAACGAAGCGCGUCUGCGCUGCGUCGUCAUCGUUUCUUCUUCGUCUUGUGGAAGUCGGAAGACGGGAGAGACAUGGCCACGGUGGUUGAAAAGAAAAGGGUCUACUCGGAGCGGCGCAAGGAGAAGUCCCGUGACGCGGCGCGGUGCCGGCGCGGCUGGGAGACGGAGGUGUUCGCCCAGCUGGCGCGGGAGCUGCCGCUGCCACCCGCAGCCUCCGCCGCGCUGGACAAGGCGUCGGUUAUGCGGCUCGCCAUCAGCUACCUGCGCCUGCGCCAGCUGCUGCCGCCCAGCCGGCUGUCCCGGUGCGACGCGGCGGCUGCUGCAGCGGCGGUGGAGGAGGAGGAGGAGGACCACGCUGGCGGAUCCGGCAGCUCCCUGGACGCCCUCACCCUGAGGGCCCUCGAGGGCUUUGUGAUGGUCCUGUCGAGCGAAGGCGACAUGACCUACCUGUCCGACAACGUCGGCAAGCACCUGGGACUGCCGCAGGUGGAGAUGACCGGGAACAGCAUCUUUGAGUUCAUCCACCCGUGUGACCAGGAGGAGCUCAGGGAGGUUCUCGCGCAGAAACGUGGCGCUGCCAGGAAGGGUGCGGACGCUGGCACGGAGAGGGACUUCUUCGUCCGGAUGAAGUGCACCAUCACCAGCCGCGGCAAAACCGUCAACCUCAAGUCGGCCACGUGGAAGGUCCUGCACUGCACGGGUCACAUGCGCGUGUGCGGUGACCCCUCGGGGUCAUUCCCGGACGGGAUGGAGCAGCAACAACAACAGAGGCAGCAGCAUCAACAACACCAACAGCAGCAGCAGCAGCUUCAUCAUCAGCAGCAGCAGCAGCAGCAACAGGCAUCGCCUCGCGCAUUUCUCGGAGCGCCGUCGGUGCCCAGGGCGUCGUCCAUCCCGGCCGCCAGCUGCCUGGUGCUGCUCUGCUCGCCGAUCCCGCACCCGGCCAGCAUCGAGACGCCGCUCGACAGCCGCACCUUCCUGACGCGCCACGCCAUGGACAUGAAGUUCACCUACUGCGACGAGAGGAUAACCGACCUGAUUGGGUAUCACCCGAAGGAGCUGCUCGGCCGCUCGGUGUACGAGUACUACCACGCGCUCGACGCGGAGCGCGUCACCAAGUCCCACCACCACCUGUUUGGCAAGGGUCAGGCGACGACUGGCCACUACCGGAUGCUGGCGAAGCGCGGCGGCUUCGUGUGGGUGGAGACACAGGCCACGGUCAUCUACAGCCCGCGCAACGCUCAGCCGCAGUGCGUGGUGUGCGUCAACUACGUGCUCAGCGGCGUGGAGGAGACCGGCACGGUGCUGUCGCUGGAGCAAACGGAGCGGCUGCUGAAGCCUCGCCCCGGCGAUUCGUCGCCGCCGUCGUCACCGUGCGCCAACCCCGGCGGCAUCGUUGGCGCCGCGACGAUGGGCGAGUCGCUCUUCAUGAAGCUCAAGGAGGAGCCGGACGAGCUGGCGCUCAUCGCCCCCACGGCCGGCGACGAGGUCAUCAGCCUGAACUUCGGACUCGGCCAUCGCUGCGGCGGUGGCGGUGGCCUGCAGCAUCCGCCGUUGUACUCGGACCUCUCUCUCUACGACGACGUGGCACUGCCCAGCCCCGAGCGGGGGGACCGUGAGCCUCCGCUGGGGUUGCCCCUCACUCCGCCGAUGGCCGCCCCGCGGGAUCCGCGACCGCCCCGCGACUCGGCCUCCGCCGCCUUCUUCUGCGACGCGCGAGUGCCGCAGCCCUCUGCCAACCGGCGCCAGGACGGUGCUGGCAACACGCGCUCCACCUCCGAGGAAUCCUUCUCGCCCCUGGGUGGAGACCUCCGAAUCGACACCAUCGAGAAGCUGUUCAGUGUGGCUCCGGAAACGAAGGCCCCAGCGCCCACACAGGAAUUUGGCAGCGAUCUGGACCUUGAGACGGUGGCUCCGUACAUCCCCAUGGACGGCGAGGACUUCCUCCUCUGCAUUCCGGAGUCCGCUCCGGGUUUUUACUCCGACUCCCCACUCCCCAAGAGCCCCCCAGGGGCCACGGGCCCACCCGGAACUCCGGCUACACCUCGCCACCUGCACUCCGGCAUCUUUCAGCCCCCCGAGUUCCAGCAACCGCUUCGGACCCUGGCCGCCCCCUCUCCAAUUUCCCAGCAUGCACCGCUGCCCGAGAUCAGCUUCCGCCUGGACGAGUUCGGGGUGUUCGGCCUCAACCGCCUGGAGGAGACGCGGCACGGCAAGAGCCCUCCUUCCCCCGCCACGGCGGCCGGCGCCGCCGCCAGCGCUCCGAGCGCGUGGGUCCCGUCGACACUCACGGCCAAGAGACCCAAGUUGGACUCCCCCUGCGAGGCCGUGCCUCCCCGCGUGGGAGCGAACGCCCCGUCGCGGAUGCUGCCCCUGGCCUACCCAGCGCCGCACCAGCAGCAGCACCAGCAGCAGCAGGCGUACGCUCCGAGGCCGAGUGACGGUGCCCACUACGUGGAGAUGCCAGGGUCCCUGGCUCGGUUCUCCGGCCCCUUCAUGGCCCACGUCGCGGCCACCGCCGCCUCGUGCCGCAAGCGUCGGCUGAGCAACGAGGGAGCCGCGUCGCCCAUGAACCUCGCCGCCUACGCCCAGCAGCCCGGCCUCGGCGCUUCGCUCGCCGUGCAGCCCGAGCCGUACGCCGGGAGGGCGUGCGGACUCCCCGCCCACGGGGACUCGCGCUGGAGCGGCGGGGACUGCGCCACCGACAAACUCGCCGGCCCUGGCAGGGGCCGCCAGACCCUCUGCCGUAAACCCGCCACAGACGUGGCGAGCCGGCUGCUGGCCGGCGGGAGCUCGCUGCCCGAGCUGACGCGCUACGACUGCGAGGUGAACGCCCCCGUCGUCGACUGCCGCCGCCUGCUGCAGGGAGUCGAGCUUCUGCGGGCCCUGGACCAGACGACGUAAACGCGCGGGGGACGAGCAGAACGACGACGACGACGUCGACCGCCGUCGGAGCGCUCCUCAGCCUUCUCUGCCUUCCCCCCCCCCACCUCGCCCCGCCCCCACCACCCCAGUCCCCGGUGUCACUUGGGCGGUCGGCCGAGAUGACCGC